GUGGAAACUCCCCACAUCCACAUAUUAACGUUGGUAUGUAAGCCACAAUGAACGGUUUAGAUUUUUGAGGCAAGAUCUGAAUCAACCAGGUGAAGAGACGCAGGUCACCCUUCUCCAUUCUGAGAAGCAAAUCUGUUCCCCAAACUCGGCGUUCAAUUCGCAACUAUGACUAGUUCUUUGAGUGACUCGGGUCAAGCCCAAUGGCUCUCCCAAAUGGAAGCCAUGAAAUCAGCGCUGGCUGAACUCAGGCUGCCGCCGACCUCGAACGUCGGAAGCGACACGGACUGGGAUGACGACGACAAAGACUAUGGCUACAGCUCAGCUGACGCAAGUCACGAUGUUUGGGACUUCAUAUCGGACAGCGAACUGGACGAGAUUGCCUUCGACAGCGGUGACUUGAUGGAUGGCACCGAUGGGCUCAACGAAACCCCCUAUGGACCCUCCUGGCUCGCCGCUAGGUGCUCUGGGAUUGCAUCAAGGAAAGGUGGCGUUGGUGUUGAAGACCAGAUUAGUGAAAUCCUGGCAUCGAAGCUCUCCCAAGAUGAGCUGCAGAGUUCAUUGACCGACCUGAUCGGAUUCGAUGACCUUGAUUUUAUCACCGACCUGCUCUCUCACAGGGAUGAGAUCGUUGCUGCUCUAACACCCCCUGAGCUACCAGCCGCCGGGCGUUUAUUGACGAGAGCCCAGAGAGAAGAAGGCCUUCGAAGGCAGGAUCUUGAGCACAAAACGGCGCGCUUGGCUCCUGCCCAGUCCAAAGAGCCGCAAUACCCGCACGUGUACAAGGCUUACAAUGCGGGCAACACUCUGAGCUAUUCCGGAAAGCGAUAUGCCCUCCCCGUUGGUAGCGAGCGAAAAGAAUUCGAAAAGUACGAAAUGUACUCCAUUCCCGCGGGCCGGGUUGGUACUCUCGGGGCAGGUCGGAGACUCCUCGAGAUCUCUGAGCUGGAUGGGCUCUGCAGCAGGACUUUCAAGGGAUACACGACUCUGAACCGUAUGCAGAGUCUCGUCUACCCGGUAGCCUACAAGACCAGCGAGAACAUGCUCAUCUGCGCCCCUACUGGUGCUGGUAAAACUGACGCCGCCCUGUUGACUAUUCUUCACACUGUUGGCCAGUACCUGACCCCGAACCCAUUCGAUGACCCUCAGGCAACCGACUUCGCCGUGGACACCGAGGGCUUCAAGAUCGUCUACGUCGCCCCUAUGAAAGCCCUUGCGGCUGAGAUCACUGGGAAGUUGAGCAAACGACUCGCUUGGCUUGGUAUUCGCUGCCGAGAGUACACAGGAGACAUGCACCUGACCAAAUCCGAGAUUGUGCAGACCCAAAUCAUUGUGACCACCCCUGAGAAGUGGGAUGUAGUGACGCGAAAGGGGACGGGCGACACGGAGCUCGUGCAGAAAGUGAGGUUACUGAUCAUCGACGAGGUCCACAUGCUCCAUGACGAGCGAGGCGCAGUGCUCGAAUCCCUCGUUGCCAGGACCGAGAGACAGGUCGAGAGCACACAGUCUCUGAUCCGCAUCGUCGGUCUCAGCGCCACGCUGCCGAACUACAUCGAUGUCGCCGACUUUCUAAAAGUCAACAGGUACGCCGGGCUGUUCUAUUUCGAUGCCUCGUUCCGGCCCGUGCCGCUCGAACAGCACUUCAUUGGGGUGAAAGGCAAAGCCGGGACGAGGCAGUCCAGGGAUAACCUCGAUGGUGUUGCUUUCGAAAAAGUCCGGGAAAUGCUCGAGCAGGACCAUCAGGUCAUGGUCUUUGUCCACUCUAGACGAGACACGCUGGCAACGGCGAAGAUGCUCUAUGAGAAAGCGAUUGAUGCUGUCUGCGUCGAUCUAUUUGACCCCACUGGGCAUCCAAAAUACGAGUCUGCCAUGAGGGAUGUCAGGACGACAAGGGCCAAGGAGAUAAGAGAACUCAUCCCGAAGGGGCUUGGCGUCCAUCAUGCCGGAAUGGCCCGGGCGGACCGGAAUAUGAUGGAGAGGCUGUUUUCCGAAGGUGUCAUCAAGGUCCUGUGCUGUACUGCCACUCUUGCCUGGGGUGUCAAUCUGCCGGCAGCCGCCGUGGUUAUCAAGGGGACUCAGGUGUACAGCGCCCAGGAUGGCAAAUUCGUUGACCUUGGGAUCCUCGACGUUCUUCAGAUCUUCGGGCGUGCUGGUCGGCCGCAGUUCGAAGACGUUGGCAUCGGCAUGAUCUGCACCACUGCGGACAAGCUCAGCCACUACCUGACAGCAGUCACUGAUCAGCUCCCUAUCGAAUCCAAGUUCUCGGCCAAGCUGGUUGAUAACUUGAAUGCCGAGAUCGCACUGGGAACGGUUAGCUCGAUCCCCGAGGCCGUCCAAUGGAUCGGCUACUCGUACCUUUUCGUACGGAUGAAACGGAACCCAAUGGCGUACGGGAUCGACUGGGCCGAGUAUGCUGAAGACCCGAGUCUGGUUCAGAGACGGCGCCAGCUUGCCAUUCAAGCAGCGAGGACGCUGCAGAAGAGCCAGAUGGUCAUAUUCAACGAGACAACGGAAGAGCUGCGGAGCAAGGAUAUCGGCCGGAUUGCCAGCCAGUACUACAUACAACAGACCAGUAUCGAGAUCUUCAACACCAUGAUGCGCCCCCAGGCUACCGAAGCCGACGUUCUAAAGAUGAUCGCCAUGAGCGGAGAGUUCGAUAACAUACAGUCCCGAGACAGUGAAAGCGUGGAGCUGUCCAGGAUGAAAAAUAACGAUCAUGUUGUGGUCUGCGAUGUUGGCGCGGGAAUCGAUACUCCCCAAGCAAAGACCAACAUCUUGCUACAGGGUUACAUCUCGAGGGCGCAGCCGGAGGAUUUUGCCCUGGGUAAUGAUCUCAACUACGUGGCCCAACAAGCUGGCCGAAUUUGCCGCGCCCUGUUCAUGAUUGCCCUGAAUAGAAGAUGGGGUCAUCAGUGCCUGGUUCUCCUGACCUUGUCCAAGUCCAUCGAGAAACGAAUAUGGCCGUUCCAGCAUCCUCUCCACCAGUUUGACCUGCCCAAGCCGGUAUUGAACCAGCUCGACGCCAAGGAGUCACUGACCAUCGAGGCCAUGCGCGAUAUGGAACCUGCUGAGAUCGGCAGCCUUGUCCACAACCAUAGUGCAGGCACGAAGAUCGCCAAGAUCCUGAACAAUUUCCCGACCGUCAACGUUGAAGCUGAAAUUGCGCCCUUGAACAGGGAUGUUCUGCGAAUCAAGCUCUUCGUCUACCCCGAUUUCCGUUGGAAUGACCAGGUUCACGGGACGUCAGAGUCCUACUAUAUCUGGGUCGAGAACUCGGAGACAUCCGAGAUCUAUCACCACGAAUUCUUCAUCCUUAACCGGAGGAAGCUGCAUGACGAGCAUGAGCUCAACUUUACUAUUCCCCUAGCGGACCCCUUGCCGACCCAGAUCUACGUGAGAGCAGUCUCCGACAGAUGGCUGGGGGCAGAGACGGUGACCCCUGUCUCCUUCCAACAUCUGAUCCGACCAGACACCGAGAGCGUGUACACCGACCUCCUGAACUUGCAGCCGCUUCCAAUCACGGCGCUGAAGAAUCCGAUAUUGGAAGACAUCUACAGCCAACGGUUCCAGUUUUUCAACCCCAUGCAAACGCAGAUCUUCCACACGCUGUACCACACGCCGGCGAACGUCCUUCUUGGCUCUCCAACCGGCAGUGGAAAGACGGUCGCUGCCGAGCUGGCUAUGUGGUGGGCCUUCCGAGAACGUCCGGGUUCAAAGGUGGUGUACAUAGCUCCCAUGAAGGCUCUCGUGCGAGAGCGAGUGAAGGACUGGGGGAGACGCCUGGCACAGCCGAUGGGGCUGAAGUUGGUGGAGUUGACUGGAGACAACACCCCCGAUACUCGCACAAUCCAGGAUGCCGACAUCAUCGUCACUACUCCCGAGAAGUGGGACGGCAUUUCUCGUAGCUGGCAGACGAGAGGCUAUGUCCGCAAGGUCAGCCUUGUCAUCAUCGACGAGAUCCAUCUCCUGGCAGGCGAUCGCGGGCCCAUUCUGGAGAUCAUUGUGUCCAGAAUGAACUUCAUCGCCGCCUCGACUAAAAGUUCUGUCCGGCUCUUGGGCAUGUCGACCGCUUGCGCCAAUGCCACCGACCUGGGCAACUGGCUCGGCGUCAAAGAAGGCCUGUUCAAUUUCAGGCACUCGGUCCGACCGGUUCCCCUGGAGCUGUACAUUGACGGGUUCCCAGAAGCUAGGGGCUUCUGCCCCCUAAUGCAGUCUAUGAACCGCCCGACCUUCCUGGCGAUCAAGAACCACAGCCCGGACAAGCCAGUCAUCGUCUUCGUCCCGUCCCGUCGCCAAACCAGGCUGACAGCCAAGGACCUCGUCAACCUAUGCGGCAUGGAAGACAACCCCAGGCGAUUCCUCACCAUGGAUGAAGAUGACCUCCAGCUCAAUCUCUCAAGGGUAAAAGACGACGCGUUGAAAGAAGCCAUAAGCUUUGGAAUUGGCCUACAUCAUGCUGGUCUGGUCGAGUCUGACCGGCAGCUGGCCGAGGAGCUCUUUCUGAACAACAAGAUCCAGAUUCUCAUCGCCACGAGCACACUUGCCUGGGGCGUGAACCUCCCGGCCCAUCUCGUCGUGGUCAAGGGAACGCAAUAUUACGACGCAAAGAUCGAGGGAUACAAGGACAUGGAUCUCACAGAUGUGCUGCAGAUGCUGGGUCGAGCCGGCCGACCGCAGUUUGAUACUUCUGGUGUGGCUCGGAUCUUGACCCAGGAUUCGAAGAAGGACUUCUACAAACACUUCCUACACACGGGCUUCCCCGUCGAGUCGUCGCUUCACACCGUCCUGGAUAACCAUCUCUGCGCCGAGGUAUCCGCAGAAACCAUUGUCACAAAGCAGGAUGCCCUGGACUAUCUGACCUGGACCUUCUUCUUCCGGAGGCUGCACAAGAACCCAUCAUACUACGGCCUUGAGAUAUUGGCCGAAGAGCAUAACAGCACCGCCGCACAGCAACUUGCCAACGAUUUUAUGAUCGAGAUGGUUGACACAUCGCUCAAUGAGCUUGCCACGUCCAAGUGUGUCGAGGUCUACCCCAACGGCGAUGUCGACCCUACGCCAAUGGGCAAGAUCAUGAGCUACUACUACCUCUCUCACAAGACCAUUCGCCAAUUGGCCAGCCAUGCGAAACCCAAGGCAACCUUCGAGGACGUGCUAUCCUGGAUGUGCCGGGCGACCGAGUACGACGAACUGCCCGUCCGACACAACGAGGACCUUAUCAACGCCGAGUUGUCCAAGAACCUGCCCCUGCCCGGCACCUCAUUCGAUAUGCCCAUGUGGGACCCCCACGUCAAGUCAUUCCUCCUCCUCCAGGCGCACAUGUCACGUAUCAACCUCCCAAUCACCGAUUACGUCGGCGACCAGACGAGCGUCCUCGACCAGUCAAUCCGAAUCAUCCAGGCAUCCAUCGACGUGAUGACCGAGUCGGGCUACCUCUCCAGCACUCUGGAGUUCAUCAAGCUCCUGCAGUGUAUAAAGAGCGCCCGCUGGCCAACAGACCCCCCACUCUCCAUCCUGCCGACCGUAGACGAGAACACCAAGAACAGGAUGCCCCUCCACGAGCUCAGCAAGCUCAAGCCCCCGCAGCUGCAGAAGCUUGCACGCGAGCUCUCCGUCCCCAGCAGCCAGCAGGCGCGCUUCGCCAGGGCCGCGGCCGCGAUCCCCAACGUCGGCGUGUCGGUGGAGCAGGCCAAGUCCCUCUCGCUGACCGUGUCGCUCAGGCGGCUCAACCCGGUCGCCGAGCGGGAGGCGCGCAUCUACGCGCCGAGGUUCCCCAAGCCGCAGACCGAGGGCUGGUUCGUCAUCGUGUGCGACGUCGCGAGGGACGAGAUCGUCGCGGUCAAGAGGGUCGGCUGGAGCCAGGGCCCCGGCAGGAGUGUCGGCGUGGGCUCGAGGCCGGCCGCUAGGGCGGUGAUCAAGUUGCCGGAUCCCGAAGGCGGCCAGGCGAGGAAGCUUGAUGUCCUGGUGCUGAGUGAUGGCUAUGUCGGUAUGGAGUAUCGGGUGCUUGGGGUCGAAAUCCCGGCCUUCCCUGUCGUCGGUGAUGAUAUCCAGGGGGCAAAGGAGAGUGGCGGUAAGCCGGGCCCUGGGCCUGGUAUGGCUUCGGCAUAGGUCUAGUUCCUUCAGAUCUAUGGUAGGUUCACCGUACCUACUAGAGAAUGCCAUAUCCCUCGGCCCACUUAGGGUUUGUUACAAGCAUCCUGGCACUCAGUGAUAUUUCCCCCAGCCACGAACCCCCUGUGACUUGAUGGGUUUUUUACCGCCCCAGAACAUCUGUAGGACCUCACCUUGGACGGGAACUCUUUUUGGGGGUUGGCUAGGCAACCUUUUAGGGAGCACCGGAGCAGCAAAUAU
Phialemonium atrogriseum is the source of this 6345-nucleotide messenger RNA. Its product is annotated as activating signal cointegrator 1 complex subunit 3. The transcript is spliced from 2 exons. Gene Ontology annotation, molecular function: nucleic acid binding; ATP binding; ATP hydrolysis activity. The record is from RefSeq and is a predicted model, not a curated record. Lineage: Eukaryota; Fungi; Ascomycota; Sordariomycetes; Cephalothecales; Cephalothecaceae. Bases 166 to 6102 code for a protein of 1978 amino acids.